Molecule: messenger RNA, 1946 nt
Organism: Yamadazyma tenuis ATCC 10573
Lineage: Eukaryota; Fungi; Ascomycota; Pichiomycetes; Serinales; Debaryomycetaceae
Source: RefSeq, a predicted model, not a curated record
AAAGAGAAGACGAAUACUGCUAGGAAACCUGAGACCUAAUGGAGAAUUGGGAAUCAGAUCACAACCACGAAUACGAAUCAGUACUCCAUUACGAGAUAUUCACCGACUCAGAACCAAAUUACAAAGUAACCUUGGAAGAGCAAUCGAAAGAGGAGACCUCAAGUAAAUCUCAGAAUAAGGAGACUGGUGUCCACCCAAACUUGACAACAGAUCUUAAAAUCCCAACCACAGUGACAACACAAGAACUGUCGUCCGACAAUGAACAUACUACAAACCAAAGUUUUAUACUAGCGGGUAAUACCGAUGUUCUCUUUGGGUCUCCUGAAUCUGUGGUUGCUUCUGACAAUUUCAUCCAAGAUAAUCCAUUUAUUGAGCCACUAAAAGAAGCUAAUCAACCUACAAGAUCUUUUUCUUAUUUGGAAAGAAUUUUAGCUUCUCAAGCAACAAGGAACAGUCUGGCAGUGACUCAGAUCGUGAACGAUAAAUUACUCGCUAAUGCUAGCCUACCGGAUAAAUUUAAAUCACUGAACCAUGGUGAUACAAAAGUGUCGUUUAUAUCUCCUGAAAAAGGCCUAGAGUCCACCCAACGGUCUCCAUCAGUCUCAACAGCCAUUAAUGAUGAGAUUCCUAUGGAGGAAUUGGCUGUGUUGCUGAAUAACGAAGAAGAGUCACAAUCCGGUUCACCUUCAGUGUUUGUACCCCAAGAAGACGAUAUAUCAGAUCAUCUGGAGAUGAUCCAGAUCAAUUCACCUACAUUUUCACCUACACAACCUGAGAGUUUUGAAGAUGAUAUACCCGUUGAAGGAGACAAUCAUUCAGCUGGUUUUCCUGGUGAUUCAUCCGAUGAUCACGAUAUGUUUGGCUACACUCCCCUUGACCAGGUGCAUAAAUUCGACAAUGAUAUAUUACCCAGAAUUGAUGAUACUUCAAUUAUAGAUAAACCCUAUUUGGUUAGUAGAGUUUCUGGGAAGACAAAUAGUGAAAAUUCAAACGGAUUGGACUCAGAUUAUGGUCUUUCCCGUAAAACCAUUAAGAGUUUGCUUGGCUCCUUAACUUUGGAAAAUAAUAAGAAGCGUAAACGUCUCAAAUCAACCUCGGAAGCUUUGGGUUUGGUGCAACAGCAGUCAGAAACGUUUCUUACAAAUUUGACAUCUGAUUUAGAAGUUUACGCUAGACACAGGGGUGGAACAGAGAUCACCAUACGAGAUGUGAUGCUCUUCAUACGCCGAUUGAAGUACCCAACAGUAAACGGUGCUAGAGCUAAUAAUGUGAACUAUUUUUCAGAGCUUGCUGGUAAACACUUGCCACUUGAGCUGUUGAUGGAGUUAAAUAAUUGCCUCAAAAACACGUAUUACACCAACAUGGUGGAAGUUGAUGACCAAGACCUUGACGAUUCCGACAUUAAUGAAGACCCCUCUAUAGAAAAUUUCACUGACGAUUCUAGCUAGAAUCUAUACUCGUAUAAUAGUGUAUAUAUAUUUACAGAUAGAAUUUCAUCUCACGUUAUUUGUUGAAUAUUGAAUAUCAAGCAAUUCCUCUUUGAGAGGCCAAUAUUGAUUGUUUGCCCUUUACCAACUGGAAUAAUUCAAAAAUUGCCGCUGGUGUUACCCCUUGUAUUCUUCUUGCUUGUCCAAUUGUCUCAGGUUGAAUAGUAUUAAGUAAAUGGCACACUUCAUAUGAAAUUUUCAAGUUCCCUUCAUUAGUGUAAUUGUAAUUUAAGGGUAAAAGAAGAUUUUCAUCUGCCUCAUAUGCUUUGAGAUGGGCUUCCUCUUUCUUCAUCCAAGGAUCAUAGGAGCUUUCAAUAUUGAUUCUCUGAAGUAAACGAGAGUUUAUCUGUUGGUAGAAUUGAGGUACAGUGCCAUCAACGAAGGACUCAAGGUGAGGAAGAAAGUCUUCUAAGCCGAUUCCCUUGUAUGAUAGAAGUUUCCAACCAUCAACAUAUGCUG